AUGGCAGAUCGCGGGCAUUUUAAAAGAGAGGAGGAGGAUGAAGAAGAGGCUGAGGAGGAGAUUGAUGAGACCGAUUACAAGGCACAAAAAGAUGCCGUUCUGCUCGCCAUUGAUGUCAGCUCAUCAAUGCUACAGCAUCCCCCAGCUUCGGGCUCAAAGAAGGCGGAUAAGGACAGCGCCGUCGAAGCAGCCUUGAAAUGCGCCUACCAUCUCAUGCAGCAGCGCAUUAUCUCGAACCCUCGAGACAUGAUGGGCAUUCUCUUCUUCGGCACUGAGAAGUCCAAAUUCCAAGAGGAAAGCGGUCGGUCUGGCUUGGGAUAUCCGCACUGCUACUUGUUCACCGAUCUCGAUAUUCCCGCAGCAGAGGAUGUCAAGGCGCUGAAGACGCUAGUCGGCUCUGACGGCGAAGAGGGCGAGGACGAGGAUGAGGUCCUGGUGCCGGCAAAAGAAGAUGUGCAGAUGGCAAACGUGUUCUUUUGCGCAAAUCAGAUCUUUACAACCAAGGCGGCGAAUUUUGGCAGCAGGCGCCUUUUUAUCAUUACAGACAAUGAUGACCCUCACGCCAAGAACAGGGAUGCCAAGUCAGCAGCGGCUGUUCGAGCCAAGGACCUCUACGACCUCGGUGUUAUCAUCGAACUGUUUCCCAUCACCAGAGAGGACAAAAAAUUUGACCUCGGCAAGUUCUACGAUGACAUCAUCUAUCGAGACCAAGCCGCGGAGGCCAACCUCUCCGAGGUACGAAGCUCAAAGUCAGGGGACGGCCUCACACUUCUCAACUCCCUGAUUUCCAACAUCAACUCCAAAGAAACCCCCAAACGUGCUUUGUUCUCCAAUCUCCCCUUCGAGAUUGCUCCCGGACUGAGGAUAUCGGUCAAGGGCUACAACGUCAUCCACCGCCAGACGCCAGCCAGAACAUCAUACAUUUAUUUAGACGGCGAGAAGCCUCAACUUACCAACGGCGAGACGACCCGCAUCGCCGAGGACAGUGCCCGGACGGUGGAAAAGACCGAGUUCAAGAAGGCUUACAAGUUUGGCGGCGAAGCAGAAGUCUCUCAAGGAUUUCGGUUCCCCAUCAUCCGCGUCAUCGGCUUCAAGCCGCGCUCCAUGCUCCCCUUCUGGGCCAGUGUCAAGAAAUCGACCUUCAUCUUCCCUUCUGAAGAAGACUACGUCGGCUCGACCCGUGUCUUUAGUGCCCUGUGGCAAAAGCUGCUCAAAGACAAGAAGAUCGGCAUUGCUUGGGCCAUCACCCGUUCCAAUGCCAGUCCCAUUCUCGUUGCCAUCAUCCCUUCUCAUGAAAAGUCAGAAGAUGACUCAGGGACUCCAUACCUCCCUGCCGGUCUUUGGCUCUACCCGCUUCCCUUCGCCGACGACCUCCGCGAGGGCCCUGAGCCUCCCAGCAACCUCGUUGUCGGCUCCAACGAGCUCAUCGAUCGCAUGCGCAUCAUCGUCCAGCAGCUGCAGCUGCCAAAGGCCAUGUACAACCCGAAGAAGUACCCCAACCCCUCGCUGCAGUGGCACUACAAGAUCCUCCAGGUCUUGGCUCUCGAAGAGGAGUACCCAGAGAAGGCGGAAGAUCUCACGGAGCCAAAAUACAAAGCCAUUAGCAAGCGCGCCGGAGGGUAUCUGGACGAGUGGGCCGAGGUUCUGCAGGCUGAGACAAAGAACGCAUUGGCUAAGGCGGCUAUCAAGCGCGAUGUGGACGAGGAUGAUGUCGAGAGGCCCGCCAAGAGGGUGAAGGCGGCGCCAAAGACGGAAAAGGUGCCUGGGUCCGGGAUGACCACGGCGCAGCUCAAGGCGGCGGUUGAUGGCGGCGGUUUGAGCAAGAUGCUAGUGGCGGAUCUCAAAGACAUCCUUGCUGCUAGGGGGCAGAGCACGACAGGGAAGAAGACCGAUCUUAUUGAGAGGAUUGAGCAAUGGGUGGAAGACAAUGCCUGA
Molecule: messenger RNA, 1935 nt
Organism: Colletotrichum spaethianum
Lineage: Eukaryota; Fungi; Ascomycota; Sordariomycetes; Glomerellales; Glomerellaceae
Product: ATP-dependent DNA helicase II subunit 1
Exons: 4
Coding region: 1-1935 (644 amino acids)
Biological process (GO): cellular response to X-ray; double-strand break repair via nonhomologous end joining; telomere maintenance
Cellular component (GO): Ku70:Ku80 complex; nucleus
Molecular function (GO): double-stranded DNA binding; telomeric repeat DNA binding; DNA helicase activity
Source: RefSeq, a predicted model, not a curated record